Danio rerio (zebrafish) is the source of this 5395-nucleotide messenger RNA. Lineage: Eukaryota; Metazoa; Chordata; Actinopteri; Cypriniformes; Danionidae. The record is from RefSeq and is a predicted model, not a curated record.
ACGUCUAUUGGGAGACGGGAAAUUAAAUUCCUUAAUUGGAAUCACUAGGUUCAGAUUACAGCUCUCUUCUUGUUUGUUCACUUCAACAAAAGCUUGUUGCAUUCUAGCUCUCAUCGCAUUUACUAGUCCACAUAUACUUUUGGAAGUCUUUACUGCCCUGAGGAUGGAGCUACCUAAUUAUCCCAUUCCAGAUCUGGAUGUUACUCUCCAGGAGGCGAGCCGGGUACUUCAGCUCACCUUAAACCCUGAGCAGUACCAACACUAUAAAACUGCUCUGCUUCAGCAAAGAGAUGCACUUCAAGAAGUCCAAGAACACCUAAAGAAUCAUGCCUCUGGACGUGAAAACUGGGUGACUGAAGAAUUCAAAAAGCGGUUGCUUUCCUGUUAUGAUCCCCUGCCCACUUCCACUGCUAUUCCUUCUGUCUUGCCCUCUUCUAAGCUAAAGGGAGAUCUGGCACAGAUAGAGCGGGCUACAGCAUUGCUGUGGGCAGUUGCUAAGCUGUACAGUGAACCAUGUCUGGUGGAAGGGGAUGUGGCAACUGAGAGAACGCAACAGUCACAAGUUUUUGGGGCUAGUCGCUUGCCAGGCAAGAAUCAGGAUGAACUAAAGACAUAUCCAGACAGCCUUCACACCAUAUUGACCUGUCGAGAGGGUAUAUUCCCAAUUCAAAUUUUAUGGAAGCCAAGUUCAGGGGAACCUGUUUCUCCUUUACCUCUCAAUGACAUCCACAGCCAACUGGUCCAUGCAAUGAGUCACCAAGCAGCAACCCCUGAACAAGACCCAUCCAUUGUUUGUGGUCUGUCUUCUCUAAAUCGUCAAGCCUGGCAUUCUGUAAGAAUGGACAUCUUAAAGGCAGGCGGAGAAGCUGCAGCUUCACUUGAAAUGAUGGAAAGUGCCAUUCUCGCUGUUUCCCUGGAAGAUAGUCCAGCACCUGCUGAUCUUGCAGAAAUGCUUAAUACCAUCCGGCUAGGAGAGAAAGAUGGGAAAUGUUUACGAUACUAUGAUAAGGUGGUUAACUUGGUGGUGUUUAAAGAUGGCCAAGCAGGUAUGCUGUUUGAGCACAGUGCCCUGGAUGGAAUGGUAGCAGGACUUGUUGUUGAACGUCUGUGGCAGCUCUCAGAAUCUGAAAACAUGGAAAUGAUAAAAACACAACCCAAUGGUUUAGCUCCACUCUCAAAAGCUGGUUCACUUCAUCCUAAACCCCUGAAUGUGCCACUGGAAGGCAUAACUGUGCCAGAAAAGUCUGUUUCGAGCCUUCUACAAUCCAGCCAGUCUGUCAUGACUUUUGAAGUUUCAUCUUACCCAGAUGUGUUUACAACCUUGCGGGGUCUCAGAGGUUUAUAUGAUGCAUGGAUUAAUUUUACUUUGCAGCUGUCCUUGAGGCAAACACUGGGGGAUGCAGCUAUGAACCUUAUCAUGGUAACACCAACCCACAUGCGUCACUUCAAACAUGGCCGUUGUGAUCCCACAUACUCCACAACUAUGAAAUCUCACCAGCUUGUUAUAGCACUGGCAUCCUGCAUUGGCCCAGACAACAUUCCCCAGUACACAAAUGAGCUUUUCAGGCUCUUUCACCUAGCCUUUAUAGAGCACAAAAACCUCAUAAAAGCCACAAAACUAGGCUUUGGUGUAGGGCCUCAUCUGGCAGCCCUUCGCAAAUCUAUGUCUCAAGAUAACCCACUCAAAAAGUUUCUUGACCCUUUUGGGUGCCCUUCAAUUUACUUGACUGGAUCAGAUCUGAUGGAGGGUGUUGAGUGUGCUGUAGGCAAUGUGUAUGCUUCAGACCAGCUUGCUGUCACAUAUCUAGGAAGGAAGGACAAAGUACGUAUAGUGCUGAACGGGAAGGGUACAUUUGCCAGUGUCCUGGGAAAUCUCAGAGAAAGAUUUGAGCUGAAUCUAAAAUUAAUCAUGCUUUUGGCACUAAGGUACGCCAUUGCUGGGCAGAUGGGUGCCAUUGAAUGUCUCCUGCAAGACAAUGAAGAAAAACUAGUAAACGGAUCUUCAACCGAGGAUGAAAUUAAAGCUGUGGAGCAAAAAAACUCCAACAAAAACAUAAAGCCAGAUUUUACUUUGCUGAUCCAUGGUGGUGCAGGAGAGGAAAUGAUGCUGAAUCAGAAAGUAGUUGAAAUCAUUGAAUUUGCUCUUCAAACAGCUCUAACUCUUGGAGCACAAGUCCUUUCUCAUGGAGGUAGUAGUCUGGAUGCAGUACAAAAAAGUGUUGUUGCGUUAGAGGACUGUUUCUUAUUUAAUGCUGGCAAGGGAUCAGUAUAUAAUCGAGAUGGGGAGCAGGAAAUGGAGGCCACAAUUGUGGAUGGACAUGGGAAGAACUCUGGAUCUGUGGCUUGUCUGCGAAAUGUAAAAAACCCAAUAAAAGCAGCCCGUUGUGUUAUGGAAAAGAGCGUCCACUCACUACUGAUUGGAGAAGGUGCAGAAGAGUUUAUAGAAAGUGUUGGAGAGAAAGAAACAACAGUGAAAGCAGACUACUUUGGCACUGACCUACGAUUCAAGGAAUUAAUCAUGAAGUCAGGUGAUGGUAAGAAUAACCAUCCUCAAACUGUAGGAGCAGUUGCACUUGAUAAGUGGGGCAAGUUAGCAGCAGCCACUUCCACUGGGGGUUUAGUUGGCAAGUGGAAGGGCAGAGUUGGUGACACUGCAAUAGUGGGAGCAGGAAUAUAUGCUGAUGAAAAACUUGCUGUGACAUGUUCAGGUGAUGGGGAUGUCUUCUUACGCCAGACAGUUGCUCACAAAGUAGCCAGUUUAUACAACCUCAAAGGCUACAGUCUCAGACAGGCUUGUCGGGAAGUUAUCUAUAAUGAUCUGGAAGAAAAGUGUGCAGGAAUCAUUGCUGUUGACCAUCAUGGUGAAGCUGUAAUUGAAACCAAUGCUGGAGUGAUGUUUGUUGGCUCAAUGGUCAAUGGGAUUCCUAGAACUGAGGUUUUGAGACCUAUGAAGGGAAUUUGUAAUGUGAUUUGGGAGACUGAUGAAUUGGUAGCUCACCUACAGUCUAAUCCUUGGACUCCAGGAGCUACUGUUCUUACUCGAAAGAGAAUGAAUGGACCUGGAAGCAUCUUUCAGUUGGUGUUACCUGACUAUGUUGCAAUUAUGCAAGGGGCACAGGCUGUUGCCAAUCUCCUUUGUGAAAAACUUGGUGUGCAACGCUGUGCCCUUGUGUCCAUGCCAGAACUCGACAAGCCUGCUAACAUCAAAGUGUUGCCCCUCCAUGGCCUAGAACCCAACUGGAAACCUAAACUAGCUGAGGAAAUUGAGUUCAAUGCUUAUGAUCCUGGAUACUGUAGCUCCAAAAGUGGUCCACGGUGUGAAGAUAGCCAUCUUGACCAGGUACAGGAGAAGAUUCGUUCUCGACUCCCAACACCCAAUGCACCUGCUUGCUUUGAUUUCCAUGGGGACCUUUCUGAUGAUGGCCUUUUCCCCCGCAUUAUUCGUGGUGAAGAGCAACAGUGGCGCAUCUGGGAAGACAAUGAACAUGUAGCCUUCCUAACUCCUCUUCCAAAUACACCAGGGCUUACAGUUCUUGUGCCAAGAAAACCACAUACUAGUGACAUCUUCAGGAUGAAUAAAAGCGACUAUACAGAUCUAAUUGUGGCAGUACGAAAGGUUGCUCAUCUUCUACAAGAUGCAAUGAAUGCCCGUGGUGUGGCUAUCAUAUUUGAAGGAUUUGAAAUUGAUUAUGCCCAUGCAAAACUGAUUCCAUUAGUUCCUCAGACUAAUGCCCCAAAACCCCCAGCUGUGGCUCCUCAGUUCUGUCCAACUUAUAAAGGAUAUGUAACAUCAGUAGAUGGUCCCCCAGCAAAUGAAGAGGACCUUUCAGAGAUCCACUCCAAAAUCACAAAAACUAUUCCCCCUCAGUCCUGGCAAGACCCCCUGACUCAUGCCUCAUCAGCCAUCAACAGCAAAUGGUAUCGCAAUCUCUUUCAAAUCCAAAACACCCUGUUUCAUAGCACAGUGGAGUACUUCAACAACAAAUGCAAGUAUGGUUAUGCACUGACACCAAUCACGACAGACACAAUUUCCUCUCCAAUGGGUCUGGGGUCAGACUCUGAGCCCGUGUUUGUCAACAUGCUAGGCCAAGAUGUGUAUCUGGCAGACUCUAUGCAGUUUGUUUUAGAGUACUUCCUGAGAUUUCAUGAUGGACUUCCUGGGGCUUACUAUGUAUCCCCCAGUUUCAGAGGGGAAGAUCCUGAUGCUACACAUCUCAACCAGUUCUACCAUGUGGAAUGUGAGCUCCUGGGUGACAUGGAUGUUGCCAUGAGUAUAGCUGAAGGCUAUGUUGCCCAUUUGACAAAGGCAAUGCUAAAGCAACAUUCUGACAUUAUCUUAAACACUGCUGGUAAACUCUCUCAUGCCCAGGAACUACUUAAGAAUUUAGAAGGUCCCCUUCCAAGAGUAGCCUUGGAUCAAGCCAUUCACAUUAUGCCUUCCUCCGAUUGCCUUGAGUGGGUUCAGGAGGGACAACCACAGUUUGGUAGGAAGCUAACUCGAAAGGGAGAAAAGGUCCUAAUUGAGAAGUAUGGAGGUGCUGUUUGGCUGACAGAAAUGGACCAUCUUGGAGUGCCUUUCUACCAAGCAUAUAUCGAAGAUUCAGGCCAGAGCAAAGCCAAGGCAGCUGACCUUCUCUUGGGCUUAGGAGAGACGGUAGGGCUUGGGGAACGUCAUUCUACACCAGACAUGGUACGAGAGGCCUUACAACACCAUGCUGUGCCAGAGGACUCAUACAAAUGGUACAUCAACAUGCGUCAAGUCAUGCCUCUUCUUACAAGCGGAUGGGGUAUGGGUACAGAGAGAUACCUAUGCUGGCUUCUGCAGCACAAUGAUGUCAGGGACAUGCAAAUCAUACCUAGGCUGAAAGCAAAGAAGUUUUUGCCUUAAAUGGUGCACAUUGUCCUUAAAUGAUUUAUCAUGUUCAUGGACUUUCAACAUUUACAAAUACUCAGUAUUUAUAUCGACAGUUUUGUAGCAUUACAGCUUGAUCUAAUGUAAGAAAUAAAUGGAAAAUAUACUCUCAAGAAGAAUCUUAGAAAUCAUGUUUCAAAUGGUUAAAUGUUUAAUUUUCUAGCAAAAAGUUUUGAACUUCCUUGACUGACAGUUAAAUAUAUUCACAAAUGUAAAACAGUUUUUAUUUCUUCAAUGCAUUUACUGACAUUGUUUUAGUUAAGAUUAAACAUGUAUUGUAAGAACUUAUGAGCCUUUAAAGUUUUAUAGAAUUGUAAUAGUGCAUUUAUUUAUCAAGACAAGUAUUACUUUGCAUUUUCUUUCUUAUCUGUUAACACUUUCUUUGUGCUUAUAUGAAUGCAUUAAAACUUGCUUGCUGAUUGCUAAAACUGUAUUAUUUUACAACAUUAUUUCAAGGUGAUAAUAAAAAUGCAUAACAAUAAC